AUGCCAUCACAUCUUUCCGCUCUCGGCCGUGAUAAUUUCAGAUAUGAGUGUUUAAACAACACUUUUAAGCAUCUCUUGUAUAGGUUGAAGUUAGGUCUGGUGGGAUUUUCGUUUGGUGAUUUUGGUUGUGUUGUUCGGUUUCGUGAAGUUGCAAACGACAUAGUUUGGAGAGUGAAGCCUGGUCCUGAGGACAGGCUCCUUGCUGAUGCUAUCAAAUAUGGUAACGCGAUGAGAUGGAAACCAGAACCUAUGCAGGCGGCUAGUGCUGAGAUUGAUCAACCAAAUGAUCUCUCCUCCUUCUCCAUUGGCUCAACGGCUAAAAGGGCUAGUCUCUUUGGAGCUGGCUCUUCCGGAGCCAAAAGGAAAGGGGUGAAGCCUAGAAGAAGACCUUAG
Molecule: messenger RNA, 393 nt
Organism: Arabis nemorensis
Lineage: Eukaryota; Viridiplantae; Streptophyta; Magnoliopsida; Brassicales; Brassicaceae
Source: the annotation of a GenBank genome assembly